Molecule: messenger RNA, 1874 nt
Organism: Erythranthe guttata (spotted monkey flower)
Lineage: Eukaryota; Viridiplantae; Streptophyta; Magnoliopsida; Lamiales; Phrymaceae
Product: protein KAKU4
Biological process (GO): nuclear membrane organization
Cellular component (GO): nuclear envelope
Source: RefSeq, a predicted model, not a curated record
CUAAACAUUAGAAACACCUGAUAGAUAGAUAAUCAGUUGCACAUUUCAAAUUCCCCAAAUUUUCCCCCAAAUGUCAACUUUCCGAUCCGGCGCCGGCGGAAAAAUUGUGACGAAUCGCCGGAAGGAGCGGCUGGCCGCCACCCCAUACGACCGCCCUCCAACCCAGCCUUCACGUCCUCCGCCAGCAAAAAGCCCUAAUUGGUUCACCGGUAUCGUUGUUCCGUCCGCCCGCGCUCUCGCUUCCGGCGCCGGGAAAAUCCUCUCGUCCAUCUUCUCUGAGUCCGAAUCAUCCUCUUCUGAAGACGAGGAGUCCGGUUCAGAGGAUGACAUUGACAACGAUAAUCACUUUGAGAGCCUUGAUUAUGGAGUUAACACGUUAAACGAGACAAAUGUGAAUUCAUCAGAAAUGAUGCAACAUGGACAAGAUUCUCAUUUAAGUGUGUGGAGGGGUGAAACGAAACGGAUAAUUGAGCAGCUUAUUAUGCAUGAGACCUUUUCAAGAGAAGAAUGUGAUAGGUUGACUAAAACUCUUAAUUCGCGGGUUAUGGACUGGUCAAUGGAAGCAGGGGAGAAAAGUUCACUUGUUGGCCUUCCAGAGAAGACAGGUGAUCCUGAAGAUGCUGAUAUAUACAACAAAGCUGUUGAGGAAGCUAAAAAAUGGUUUCAAGAGAAGAAAGUGGGUUCAAGCUCAGUGACAAAGUUGGCUCGUGGAACCUGUAACCUGAACUCGACUGGGCUUGACCUUGUAGAAACUGGGUCAGGUUCUCCUGUGGAUGUGGCCAGAUUCUAUAUGAAGGAAAGACCACCUUGGGCAUCUCCUGGGAGAAAUAUUGAGUUAAGAACCCCCUUGACAAAGACAAUGAAGCUUUUCAAUGAAGGAACAUCGCAUUCGGUUCACCGCGGUGCUUCGUCAUCAUCAAAGAAACGAAGUUCUCUUGCCUCUGGAUCAUGGAAUAUCCAGGAAGAACUACGAAGAGUGCGCUCAAAGGCAACAGAGGAUAUGCUGCGCACUCCAUCCAGUAAAGUUGAUCCGUCUUUGUUUGCAGUUGAACCAGUUAGGUUGGACUCUGUAGGAACCAGUGAACUAGUUUUUGAUAUGAGAGAGAGAAUGACUGAGCCAGAGCCUUAUAGGAACACUAAACCAAUAAAUGCAUUGGUAGAUGCAGGAGUGAGCUUCGAUCCUGCCCUUGCAGCUUUGGAGUCAAGACAAGAUGGCGAGUCACGUGAAGCACGGCAAUCUAAGCCAGCUACUUCUAUUUCUUGCAAUAGCGAGGCCUCAGAAGCUGUUCAUGGGGAUGGUGAAUGUGCAGCAUCUAAGUUCCUGCAACCUUCCAGUUCCAACCACGCUGAGGAGCACCAAAAUGCUUUUUGUUGGCUGCCUGAUAUAGGAAGAUGGGGUGAGGAGAGUAACAAGGAGAAUAACAAUGCAGAGAGAGGGGCUAAGUUAAAGCAAGAACGCGAACUUAAGAGGCUGGAAAGCUCAGUGAAUUACAAUGCGAGAAAAGAAAAAGGAUGAAAUAGCCGAAACAUUUUGAUAUAAAAGAGUAAAAGAAGAAAAAUAGUGAAUUGGUCAUAUGCAUUGAUACGUUGUUUGUAGUUCUGUAUAUAGGAUGUAGGUAGUUUUUUUUUCCGGGGACUUGAUUGAACAGUCUUUUCUGUUCCUUUUUCCGUAUUCGCUGUUCUUUGCCCUGUUACUACCAUUAUACAUCAAAUAUUUGACAUUUUGGAAAUAGUAAAUAACAUAUUUAUUCAUUUACAAACUUUGGCUAUUAUUCUCCCCUCGUUACCGUUAUCACUUUGUAUGCUGACUUUGCAAUGUAUGUGGAAGAGAGAUAUCUUAACUGCAAAUGAAAUGUAGCCCCUUAAUCUCAACC